This is a messenger RNA of Vigna umbellata (rice bean), 557 nucleotides long. Lineage: Eukaryota; Viridiplantae; Streptophyta; Magnoliopsida; Fabales; Fabaceae. The record is from RefSeq and is a predicted model, not a curated record.
CACAACACAACCUAGUAAGAACAACCUUCACAUUUCGUCACAAUCAAUACUGUGUUCUCUAUUCUGCUUUGCGAAGAACAGGAUGAAGAUUGUGUAUGCAAAUGUGCUCCUUGUGUUCCUCAUCCUUAGCUCCUCUUUCUUGGAAAUCUCAAUGGCUGGUUCAGCUUUCUGUGACUCAAAGUGUAAAGGGAGGUGUGCGAAGGCUGAGCUUAAGCACAGAUGCUUGAAGUUCUGUGGAAUCUGCUGCAAGAAGUGCAACUGUGUGCCAUCUGGGACUUACGGAAACAAGGACGAGUGUCCUUGCUACAGGGACAUGAAGAACUCUAAGGGCAAGGGCAAAUGCCCUUGAAUUUGUUAUCCCUUUCAUUGCAGAACACUUUCCAUUUUCUAUGUUCAUUUCCACUCUACCAAACUUCAUAAUAAUACUGUGCCACGGAUCUGUCUAGCUAUUCCCCUCUACUUUAUGUAUUGGCUUAGCUAGCUAAUUAGCUUACUAUAUAUGAUUACUGUAAUCAUGUUCCUAUAUCUACUGAUUCAUGAAUCAUAUAUCAUCAUUA